CAUAAGUUAGGGUUUCACUGUGUAGUUAAGACUGUGUAGAACAUAAGCCUCAUCUUUAGCUUAACUGUCUUAGCUGCUGCUGCUUCAAAUCUCAUCACGACCAUGAUCAUCCCAGAAAAGAACCGCCGCGAGAUCUCCAAGUACCUCUUCCAAGAGGGCGUUUGUUAUGCAAAGAAAGAUUAUAAUUUGGCAAAGCACCCAGAAAUCGAUGUUCCGAAUCUUCAAGUGAUAAAACUGAUGCAAAGCUUCAAGUCUAAGGAAUACGUGCGUGAAACUUUUGCUUGGAUGCAUUAUUACUGGUACCUUACCAAUGAUGGCAUUGAGUUCUUGAGGACCUACCUUAAUCUUCCUUCUGAGAUUGUUCCCGCUACUUUGAAGAAACAAGCUAAGCCUGCUGGUCGUCCGAUGGGUCCUUCUGGUGAUCGCCCACGUGGUCCACCACGCUUUGGUGAUGGUGAAAGGAGAUUUGGUGACCGAGAUGGCUACCGUGGAGGUCCUCGAGGAGGUGGUGAUUUUGGUGACAAGGGAGGAGCUCCGGCUGAUUAUCAGCCUUCAUUCAGGGGCCCUGGUACAAGGCCUGCAUUUGGUCGCGGAGGCGGUGGUUAUGGUGGUGCUGGAUCUGCUGCAGGUGCCGGUCUUCCUUGAGAGUGAUGAUUUGUCGUGAUGGAUGGUUUUGUCCGUUAGGUUUGUUUGCAUACGGAGUUUAUAGAUGUACUUGUCUUAUGCUUCAAUGUUUGAUAAUUUUUAGCUUGAUGCUUAAAAACGCUGCUUCUAUUUUUGUUUAUUAAUGGGGGAAUUUAGAAACAAUGAUUUCUUUGCCCUGAUCUAUAUGCACAUUUUGUGGUGUUUGUUGCUCUAAGUGCUUGAUAUAUCUAUUUUGUUUUCCCCA
Messenger RNA from Hibiscus syriacus, 889 nucleotides. RefSeq names its product 40S ribosomal protein S10-2-like. The coding region runs from base 103 to 645 and encodes 180 amino acids. Gene Ontology annotation, cellular component: cytosolic small ribosomal subunit. The record is from RefSeq and is a predicted model, not a curated record. The transcript is spliced from 5 exons. NCBI's taxonomy places the organism in Eukaryota, Viridiplantae, Streptophyta, Magnoliopsida, Malvales, Malvaceae. Gene Ontology annotation, molecular function: RNA binding; structural constituent of ribosome.